This is a messenger RNA of Trichoplusia ni (cabbage looper), 1182 nucleotides long. RefSeq names its product transport and Golgi organization protein 11 (gene Tango11). The record is from RefSeq and is a predicted model, not a curated record. The coding region runs from base 128 to 808 and encodes 226 amino acids. Lineage: Eukaryota; Metazoa; Arthropoda; Insecta; Lepidoptera; Noctuidae. The transcript has 5 exons.
UACUGUCAAAGUAGUUGUCAAUCACGACUGCCCGUGUAAUAAAUUCAAUUGUCUUAAUAUUUUUCUUUUCUUAUACCCAGAUGGAAUAAACUGUUGAUAAAACAUUAAAACAGAUUAAACCGCCACAAUGCAGUACACGUCCGAUGAAGCUUAUGCUCGGCUUAUUAGCCACCACAUGACUGUGCCACAAAGGAUCAAGGCUACUGGUGACAUAGUGGAUGAGGAAAGUUCGCCUAAUGGUUUGGUGACUGGCUGGGACUAUGCUAAUGAAAAGUUUGACAUGAAAGUACCUGAGAGAAUACUGGUUGUUGGACAAGACCAACAUGUUGGUACCAAAGCAACUCCUCGAGAAAUUCAGUUGGACAAUGCUGUGCUGCCAACUGACCCUGGCAUGAUACGUGUCAGCACGCCACCGCGUGUAAUUACUCUCGACCAGCACUAUUUUCCGUCGGCAGAUGAUUUCCCACAGGGAAUGCCAACUAACUCUCCGCCGAGAAAUUCGAGGCCUUUUCGAUCUCAAGGCGAUGGAGCACGCUCAACCACUCCUCGCCCUGAUAACUUCAAUGAAUCAACUAUGACUGAAUCGCGUUUGGUGUUGAGAGAUCCGACCCCGCCAAUGGGCAGUGGAGAAGGAUUGUCUACUUCAGAAGAGUUGGUGCAUCUACGACGUCAGAUUGUCAAAUUGAAUAGACGUGUGAUGUCAAUAGAGGCUGAGCAACUGCAGCGGCAGCAAAAAGAGAAGAUUGCAUAUGCAUUUGGAAUCGCCUACUUGUUGUUCAAAGUCAUCGCUUGGCUGAAUAGAUCCUAAUCAACAGGAACAGUGUCGUUAAAAUGUAAGAUGAAGUACUCCCCAUGUAUUGUUGACAUUAUGAAAUUUGAAUCACUGGAUUGUCCGUUACUUAAGGGGCAUUAUUAUGUAGAAAUGUCACUUUCUGAUCGUAGUAAAAGUGGAAGUGUUAUAGUUCAUCAAAGAUUAUUAUUUCUUAGCAUUUAGGUAACACUUUUUUUAUAUAAUAUGUUGUACAUUUCUGCGACUUGUACAGUGAAUUCUCACAUGAUAUUAUUAACUCUCUUGCAUUUCAUCUUCUUUUAAUGAAUUGUUGAGAAGUUAUUUGACCCUACCUUUAGUAUAUAGUUGUAUGAACUGGGUCAUUUUUUAUUUGAAUAAACGAUACAAGUUCA